Messenger RNA from Aspergillus saccharolyticus JOP 1030-1, 764 nucleotides. RefSeq lists its product as uncharacterized. The transcript is spliced from 2 exons. The record is from RefSeq and is a predicted model, not a curated record. Lineage: Eukaryota; Fungi; Ascomycota; Eurotiomycetes; Eurotiales; Aspergillaceae. Bases 201 to 593 code for a protein of 130 amino acids.
CUUCGACCAUCCGAGUCCGAGCUUGAGGCAGCAGCAAGCGUAUGCGCCUCGUCGCGCUGGCUUACUUUCGUCUGCCACAAACCACUGUCCUCGGAUCUUCUGACAUUUCAUAUACCAAACUGCGCUUUCCAGACCACUUAAGCACUUGAGUCCGACCCGAGACGCCCAUCCUCUAUCUCAUCAUUCCAUACACCGCAACCAUGUCUGAACUCAACACCGACCAGACCGCAGCGUCUUCAGGGGUCGCAUCCUCCCCCACAGCAUCUGCAUCACUCCCAUCGUCGACAACAGCGGCCUCUUCCUCCAACAAGCCCCAUCCCCACGAGAUGAUCCAUAUCUGCAUUCCUAUGCCAGAACACGCCUCCAUCCCCAGAUCGAUUCACUCACGAGACACACCAGCACAGGAACACAACCCAUACGACAGUAUCACAAACACCACACUCACCGAGCUCACCGAGAUGCAAAAGCGGUGUCUGAAAGACAACCAUACCAUCAUGACGAAUCAGGUCUGGCUUCUUAUCGGCCAGAUUGGCAUUAUGAUUUUGGUUAUAGUUGCGGUUGUUGUUAUUACUCAGGAUGUGGAGAAGAAUUAGGGUACGAUUCAAUUUCUACCGGCACCUGGCGAGGGUGCUAAGGAGCGAUGGAUGUAGGGGAAAGAGCAUGGUGGUUGCUCUGCUUUUGCAUAGUAUUUUCUUUUGAGUUGGAGCAUGGGUCAUUUAUCUACUUUUGCACGGUAGCUCUGUUGCAAGUCGUUUUGAUUGCGG